UCCGUCGCGGGAGCCGACGUGUCUCGUUCCUCGUCCGUAGGAGCCACACCGGGGGGCUAAUGCUAUCCUUCCUUCCAAGUUCCAACUAAACAGAAGCGACGCAGCAAGGCACAGCUGGGCCGCCGACAAUGGCGAUGGCGGCGCGGGCGGCGUACCUGGCGGCGACGCGCGCGGCGCUGGCGGCGCUGGAGCGCAACGCCCUCCCCGACGCGGUCACCCGGCGCCUGACGCGGCUGCUGCUCGCGCAGCGCCUCCGCCUCGGCUACCUCCCCUCCUCCUCCUCCUCCGCGCCGCUCCACCUCCACCACCUCCUCCUCUUCGCCCACGCUCUAGAAGAGAUGCCCAUCGCAAUCGAGACGGAGAAAGCUAAAGACCAGCACUACGAGUUGCCCACGACAUUUUUCAAGCUGGUUCUUGGAAGGAAUCUCAAGUACAGCUCAUGUUACUUCCCUGACGAAUCGAGCACCCUUGAAGAUGCCGAGGUUGCAAUGCUGGAGCUAUAUUGUGAGAGGGCACAAUUACAGGAUGGCCAAACCAUUCUUGAUGUCGGGUGUGGUUGGGGAUCCCUUUCUCUGUACAUAGCGAAGAAAUAUAGCAAGUGUAGUAUAACAGGGAUUUGCAACUCGACAACACAGAAGGCUUUUAUAGAAGAGCAGUGUAGGGAAAAUGAACUAUCAAAUGUCGAGAUAAUUGUGGCAGACAUCAGCAAGUUUGAGAUGGAGCGAUCUUUUGACAGGAUCAUUUCCAUAGAAAUGUUUGAGCACAUGAAAAACUAUAAGGCACUUCUUAAGAAGUUAUCCAGAUGGAUGAAAGAGGACAGCUUAUUGUUUGUUCACUACUUCUGCCACAAAACAUUUGCAUACCACUUUGAGGACAACAAUGAAGAUGAUUGGAUAACAAGGUAUUUCUUCACUGGAGGAACAAUGCCAUCAGCAAACCUCCUCCUUUACUUUCAGGACGAUGUAUCUAUUGCCAAUCAUUGGCUUGUCAGUGGCACGCAUUAUGCCAGAACUAGCGAGGAGUGGCUGAAACGUAUGGACAAAAACAUCACGUCCAUAAGGCCAAUAUUUGAGAAAACUUACGGGAAGGAAUCAGCUACCAAAUGGAUAGCUUACUGGCGCACGUUCUUCAUCUCAGUCGCCGAGCUUUUUGGAUACAACAAUGGCGAUGAGUGGAUGGUUGCGCAUUUCUUGUUCCGGAAGAAGUAGAAGUCACCCCUGGAGCCAAGUACUCCCUCCAUCCCAUAAAAAACCAACCUGGUAUUGGAGGUGAUAUUCCCUAGUAUAACGAAUCUAGGCAACCUUCUGUUCAGAUUCGUUGUAUUAGGAAAUAUCACCUCCAAUAGUAGGUUGAUUUUUUGUGGGACGAAGGGAGUAAUUCAGAAGCAUUCAAUCCCUUUUCAGACCUCACUUGAUGAUUCAGGAAUCGUGCUUUGCAUGACCUCUAUGAACAUUUUCAUUUUUAUUGCGUUAAAUUGCAAGUAGUGAGAUGCUUUGCUGUGUUGUUUCGUUUCCAAUAAACUGUAGUUCUUUUCCUUCAUUUUUUUUUGUCAAUGUUGAUGGUUUUCCUGAGUGAACAAGGAUAUAGAUCGUUGUGAUUUACGGAUUUUGUCAGAUCGUGCCGACACCUUGGACACUGACUACUUCAGGGUUACAGCAAGAGAAUCUUUGCUUUCCAUGUACCCCUACGAACAUUUCAUUUUCUUGCAUUCAAUUUGUAGGGAUCUUGCUUUCUA
Molecule: messenger RNA, 1735 nt
Organism: Oryza sativa Japonica Group (Japanese rice)
Lineage: Eukaryota; Viridiplantae; Streptophyta; Magnoliopsida; Poales; Poaceae
Product: (S)-coclaurine N-methyltransferase
Source: RefSeq, a predicted model, not a curated record